Molecule: messenger RNA, 1192 nt
Organism: Didymodactylos carnosus
Lineage: Eukaryota; Metazoa; Rotifera; Eurotatoria; Philodinida; Philodinidae
Source: the annotation of a GenBank genome assembly
UUUGACAAUUGCAGCUGCAUGCAACAAUAGCUUUUUUUCUAUAUCUCGAGCGAUAAAGCGACGAAAGAAAAAAACGUCCCUUUUCUUUUUCUCAACUCCGUGAUUUUCGAUGUUUGUUACUCAAUGAUUUUUGAAUUUAUUUUUAAUUAAUAUUUUCUUUCUUUUUCUUUUUACACAUAUUAAUUUUGAGAGUAUUUUUCUGCUGCAUGAACUCGUUCAUAUAAGUAUUUAGAAAAGAUUAGAAAAAUUGUUACGAUGAUAAAUUAUGAAUGCAUGACGGUAAUUACUUUAUUUCUAUAUAACGUAUAUUGUUCGAAUUCGCCCACUUAUCAUCAUUAUGCACAUCAUCAUUAUCAAACUCCUUCAUCAACCAAUAUAUAUGACAAUCGAACAGAUGAUCCUUGUCAUUUGUCAAUUCGAUGUCCAGCAUUAUCAUCAAGAAGUAAGUGUAUUGCAUUGAAACUCGUUUGUUUCAUUUACAUUUAUUUUAUGGGAUACGUUGAACUUAAUCGUAUUUGUGUAUAACAGAAUUUCUCGUUACAUAUAUCAAUUGUUUGUUCAAUAUUUUCUUUUUCUAAAAGGUCAUUAUGAUCAUGAUAGCAGAAGUCGACGAUUUACCGUUGACACAUUUCUUGCAAUGCAUGGACCACAAGGUCCUCCCGGAAUACAGGGAUCAAUGGGUGAACAAGGAGAAAGAGGUCCUGUCGGAUUACAAGGUGAACCAGGUCUGUCCAAAGAACAUCCGCCACUCGUUGCAUUUAUCGCGUAUCUACAAGAAAUGCUAUCAAUCGAUUCAAACAAAUCGGCGGCAAUUAUUUUUGAAAAAAUUCAUUUUAAUGAAGGAAAUGGUUAUAAUACAAAUACGGGAGUAUUUACAGCGCCUUACUCAGGAAUAUACAAGUUUAGUAUAACAAUUAUGGCACAAAUGGAUUCAAUUGCUACUGUUCGAGUUGUUCAUAAUAAUUUGAAAGUAUUGGGCAUGAUUCGAUGUGAUUGUCGACGACGAUUUUCUCAUGUUCGUGGUAGUGUUUACGCUAAUUUAGAAGAAAAUGACACGAUAUUAGUGGAAGCAUUGGGAGAUUUAAGUGAUUCUAUUCAAUCGGCACCACGUAAUAAUAUUUAUGGUUAUACGUAUACACAUUUUAGUGGAACACUGUUAUAUUUAACAAAGCCAACAAAAUAUUUUAUAUGA